UCCUUAUGCUUUCGGAAAACAGCAGUACCUGGCAGACCAACAAAAAUAGUUACAAAUCAAUUAAAUUUGAACUGUAAUUACAUACCUGAUUCGAGGUGUUUUUCUUUGGUAACCUUUCCAGGUGGUAUCCCAGUUCUUCUCGUUUUUCUAGCACCAUGAUUUCCUCCGGAGGAAAGGUUUUCGAAUCGGAUCAAAUUUUAUUUUCAUUUGUGAAAUGUCAACAAACUUUACACAGUGAACUUCGUUUGUUUAACUUAGCAUUAAACGGUAGAUUUUUUUCAGUGCAUAUUUGCUCUCGCCCCUUUCUUGUGAGCAAAUUUGGUGAUUUUGUCGGUCCCGACGGCAACGGCCCUAUUUUGCUCACCUUCAUACUAACCCCCGGUGCGGUAUGAAAGUGAUCAAACCCGUGAGCAUUUUCACUUUGCUCGCGAUUGCUGCGGAUGCCCUGAAAGAGAGUGCAAUUUUUUUCGUCGGCUCCCCAAAUCAGUGCGGGGAGAAAUAAAUCGCACUGAAAUCUAACAGUUAUAUGUAACUUUGAGGCUGAUCGUUAUUUCGAAUUAUAAACUUAAACUUAAACCAACGAGCAAUAAUUGAAUUUAAAGAACAUUUCUAGCGUAACAUUUCAAAAGGGCGAAACUAGCAGUUUGCUCGAAACGAGAAAAACGCGUUUGAAAAUUCGGAACACCUAUUCAAAUCCUAUUUAAAAAAUCGACCACUUUUUGUUCAACAACAUUAAACAAUGUGUUUUCGAUCAAAUGAAUUACACAGUGUCAAGUAAACAUAAGACACAUUACAACACAAACUUGUAUUAAUUCCUGAUCGGUGCAGUACCGAUCAAUUCCCUCAUUGUUCGAUGGUUAUCAAGAACUUUAACUUCUUUCGCUUAUUAUCAAAGAUUUUCGAGUUUCGCCCUUUUAUUGUUUUCGAUUCCAGUUACGCUUGCAAGUUUCGCCCAAUUGAUCGGCCGUUUUUGUUUUGGUUUUGAAGUUUCGCCCAUAGAGUUGUUUUUGACAUUUCUUACGUACACUUGCUGAGCGUGUACAGAUGAGACGGGACAAUUAACCUCAAAAACUCUCGGUACAAAAAACGGGCAGCCGGCCGACGCACAUGGUAGUUUUUGAGGUUGAUUGUCCCAAUACUGAAAAAUGUUGGUGAAACAACCAGCACAAUAUCACGAACACUACCAGCGGCGAAUAGGACUAUUCGUCCUACACGCAAAAACUAAUUAGGCCGUUUUGUCACACACGGUCAACUCAGUUACGCCUAUUGGCCCUACACGAAUAGAAAAAUUCACUCCAUUUUGAAUAGGCGUAACUUCACGUUCCAACGAAAAUGCAUCAACAGGAAGUUUCGCCCAAUUGAAUUUUAUCAAUUUUUUGAAAGUUUUAAGUAAUUUUAAAAUGGAACCGCGUUAAAAAGGUAAAGUGCAACGCGUACAUGCGGAAUGACCGUUAACUCGAUUUGUUUACAUUUGGCAGUUUCGCCCAUUUUAAAUGUUACGCUAGAAAUGUAAAAUUCACCGAGUCUCCAAAACUCACCGCUACGUAAAAUUGAACGAACUUCAAAGUAUGUACUUUUUACGGUUCCAAGUUCAUAAGAUUUUCUUAGCGUACAGCGAUGACCAUUUUCAAUCAGUUUUGUUUACCGAUCGUGAUUGCAGGCGUCGACGUCGUGAUCAUUUGAAAAAGUUGUGUUAUUUUUCUCAAAAAUAGUUCUAGGUUUAUUUAGCAUCUAGCUUAUCCAACUGCUAGUGCCGCUAGUACAGAAUGCCUAAAGUACGCCGCAGCCGAAAACAACCUCCGGAAGGAUGGGAAUUGAUUGAACCAACACUGGAAGAAUUGGAACAAAAAAUGCGAGAAGCUGAAACGGAGCCGCACGAAGGUAAACGGAUCACCGAAUCCCUGUGGCCCAUUUUCAAAAUCCACCACCAAAAGUCGCGCUACAUCUACGAUUUGUUUUAUCGGCGGAAGGCUAUCAGCAGGGAACUUUACGAGUACUGCUUGAAGGAGAAAAUAGCGGACGGGAAUCUGAUUGCCAAGUGGAAGAAAUCCGGCUAUGAAAACCUGUGCUGCCUACGAUGCAUCCAAACACGGGACACCAACUUCGGCACCAAUUGUAUCUGUCGGGUGCCAAAAUCCAAGCUGGAAGAGGGUCGGGUGGUAGAGUGUGUGCACUGUGGCUGCCGAGGAUGUUCCGGUUAAGCGAGAGUAAAUGUUGAACGUAGGAGUUUCUUUUUUUUUUUUAAUUUUCGACUUACUAUUUCGAAUGAUUUCCUGAAUAAAAUAUUGUGACAAUUCCAGA
Messenger RNA from Uranotaenia lowii, 2301 nucleotides. It is a transcript of the gene l(1)10Bb, whose product is annotated as protein BUD31 homolog. Gene Ontology annotation, biological process: mRNA splicing, via spliceosome. The record is from RefSeq and is a predicted model, not a curated record. Lineage: Eukaryota; Metazoa; Arthropoda; Insecta; Diptera; Culicidae. Bases 1767 to 2201 code for a protein of 144 amino acids. The transcript has 2 exons. Gene Ontology annotation, cellular component: spliceosomal complex; nucleus.